Acaulospora morrowiae is the source of this 771-nucleotide messenger RNA. The record is from the annotation of a GenBank genome assembly. NCBI's taxonomy places the organism in Eukaryota, Fungi, Glomeromycota, Glomeromycetes, Diversisporales, Acaulosporaceae.
AUGAAAUUAAUACCGGAACUUAUUGAACGUUCAACAAGUUAUAUCAACACCUUAAAGGAUCGUGAAUUAGACUUGCGGGGUAAUAAAAUUACGGCCAUAGAAAACCUUGGAGUGACAAAGGAUCAAAAUGAUACCCUUGAUCUAACAGAUAACGACAUUAGAAUUUUGGGAAAUUUUCCGUUAUUGGCACGCGUUAAAACUUUGCUACUUGCUAAUAAUCGUAUCACUCGUAUUGAUGAUCAAAUAUCCGAAUUCCUGCCUAACUUAAGGACCUUGGUGCUCACUAAUAACAACAUAUCUGAAAUAGCGGAUUUGGAACCUUUAUCUGAACUUAAGAGGCUACAGUAUUUGAGUUUGUUAGAUAAUCCCGUUACAAGGAAACAAUGGUACAGAAGUUGGGUCAUUUGGAAGAUUCCAAGUGUUAGAGUAUUGGAUUUCAGAAGGGUUCGAGAUGUGGAGCGUAAAGAAUCCAAACAAUUGUUCGUGACGUCAAAUGGUGAGCAGACUUCGCUUGCAAAAUCAAUUUCAGAAACGGUCUCCAAAACAUUUGAACCUGGGGAAGGGUUGAUUGGUGGUAAUUUGCCAAGAUCCAACUUGCCCACUCUCGGAAUAUCUGCAGAAGAGCAAGCGAAAAUUAGGGAAGCAAUCAGAAACGCAAAAACUCUUGAAGAGGUUACUCGGCUUGAAAAAUUACUGCAAUCUGGUCAUAUUCCCGGAUCGGGUAGACAAUUCGGCGAUCUACAACAUGAUGAUGAUGGGAUGGAUAAUUAA